CAGCAGUUGUUAAGCCAGAGAGACUGGAGAGAAGGGACACUGCCACCCGCAGCUUCCUGAGCUCACUGCAGCCGGGACAGUGCAGAACUCAGGAAGGGGCCAUCGUUUUCUCCCACCCAGGUCCUAGGGUGGUGACAGGGGGCAGGUGCGGGAAAGUAACCAUGUCCCCUGACUGCCCAUGCUUCUGGGUCCUAGUGAUUCUGGGUUCCAGCGGGGCAGGCUGGGGGAGCCUAGGGGCUGAAGCAGCGCGGCUCAGGCAGUUUUAUGUGGCUGCUCAGAUCAUCAACUGGAGCUACCUCCCUGAGCCCACGAACCCCAGUUUGAAAACUCCUGCAACUUCCUUUAAGAAAAUUGUCUACAGAGAAUAUGAAGCAUAUUUUCAGAAAGAAAAACCACAAUCUAGAACUUCAGGACUUCUUGGGCCUACUUUAUAUGCUGAAGUUGGAGACAUCAUGAAAGUUCACUUUAAGAAUAAAGCAGACAAGCCCUUAAGCAUCCACCCCCAAGGAAUUAAGUACAGCAAAUUCUCAGAAGGUGCUUCUUACCUUGACCACACAUUUCCGGUGGAGAAAAUGGAUGAUGCUAUAGCUCCAGGCCAAGAAUAUAUCUAUGAAUGGAUUAUCAGUGAGGACAGUGGGCCCACACAAGAUGACCCUCCCUGCCUCACACACAUCUAUUACUCCCAUGAAAAUCUGAUACAGGACUUCAAUUCUGGGCUGAUUGGACCUCUGCUUAUUUGUAAAAAAGGCACCCUCACUGAGGAUGGGAUUCAGAAGAUGUACGACAAGCAACAUGUGUUGAUGUUUGCUGUGUUUGAUGAAAGCAAGAGUUGGAGCCAGUCACCAUUCCUAAUGUACACAGUCAAUGGCUAUGUGAAUGGAACCAUGCCAGAUAUAACAGUUUGUGCCUAUGACCAUGUUAGCUGGCAUCUGAUUGGAAUGAGCUCUGCGCCAGAACUCUUCUCCAUUCAUUUCAGUGGGCAGGUCCUGGAGCAGAACCAUCAUAAGAUCUCAGCCAUCACCCUUGUCAGUGCUACAUCCACUACUGCAAACAUGACUAUGAGCCCAGAGGGAAAGUGGAUCAUAUCUUCUCUUAUCCCAAAACAUUUUCAAGCUGGAAUGCAGGUUUCCUUAGACAUUAAGAACUGCCCAAAGAAAACUAGAAAUACUAAGAAACUUACUCGUGACCAGAGGCGGCACAUUAAGAGGUGGGAAUAUUUCAUUGCGGCAGAAGAAGUCAUUUGGGACUAUGCACCUGUAAUUCCAGCAAACAUGGACAAAAAAUACAGAUCUCUGCACUUGGAUAAUUUCUCAAACCAAAUUGGAAAGCAUUAUAAGAAGGUUGUCUACAGACAGUACCAAGAUGCAUCCUUCACCAAACGGCUGGAUAUCAAUGAAGAUGGAAUCUUGGGCCCUAUUAUCAGAGCCCAGGUCAGAGACACACUCAAAAUUGUGUUCAAAAAUAUGGCCAGCCGUGUGUACAACAUUUAUCCUCAUGGAGUGACCUUCUCCCCUUAUGAAGAUGAGGUCAACUCUUCUUCCAACUCAGGCGCUGAUACCAUGAUUAGAGCAGUUCAACCAGGGGAAAACUAUACUUAUAAGUGGAACAUCCUGGAGUCUGAUGAACCCACAGAAAAUGAUGCCCAGUGCUUAACAAGACCAUACUACAGUAAUGUGGACAUCAUAAGGGACAUAGCCUCUGGGCUGAUAGGGUUACUUCUAAUUUGUAAAAGCAGAUCUCUGGACAAGAGAGGCAUACAGAGGACAGCAGACAUUGAGCAGCAGGCUGUGUUUGCAGUGUUUGAUGAGAACAAGAGCUGGUAUAUUGAGGACAACAUCAACAAAUUUUGUGAAAAUCCUGAUAAGGUGAAUCGUGAUGACCCCAAGUUUUAUGAAUCAAACAUCAUGAGCACCAUCAAUGGCUAUGUGCCCGAAAGUAUACCCACACUAGGAUUCUGCUUUGAUGACACUGUCCAGUGGCACUUCUGCAGUGUGGGAACCCAGGAUGACAUUUUGACCAUUCACUUCACGGGGCAUUCAUUUAUCUAUGGAAAGAGGCAUGAGGACACCUUGACCCUCUUUCCCAUGCGUGGGGAAUCUGUGACUGUCACAAUGGAUAAUGUCGGAACUUGGAUGUUAACUACCAUGAAUUCCAAUCAAAGAAGCAAAAAUCUAAGGUUGAGAUUCAGGGAUGUUAAGUGUAUCCGUGAUGAUGAUGAAGACUCAUAUGAGAUUAUAUAUGAACCUUCAGAAUCUACAUCCUUGACUACAAGAAAAAUGCGUGAUUCCUCUGAAAACAAAGAUGAAGAGGAGGAUGAUGACUCUGAAUACCAGGCCAAACUAGCUUCAGAAUUAGGAAUUAGGUCCUUCAGAAAUUCAUCAUUGAAUCAGGAGGAAGAUGAGUUCAACCUUACUGCCCUAGCUCUGGAGGACAGCUCUGAAUUCAUUUCUCCAAGUACUGACAGAGCUAUUGGUUCAAAUUCUUCUCCGCCAAGUAACAUUAGUAGGCUCCAUGGCAAUAACUACACAGAAACUUGGAAAAUUCUUCCUCACCCAGAAGUCACCACAACUGUUCUGGGACACAAUGGCUUAAACAAGAACUCAGUUCUUAACCCUUCCACAGCAGAGCAUUCUAGUCCUUAUUCUGAAGAUCCUAUAGAGGACCCUCUGCAGUCAGAUGUCACAGGAAUAAGCCUACUUCCACCAGGUGCAGAAGGGCUCAGAAGUAAAAAACGUGAUAAACAUAAGGGAUUCAAGGCAGGAAGAGAUCAACCAGUAAAGCAUAGAUCCUCCCAGAUGGAAUUACAUAAAACUGGGAGAUAUUUAAAGAAAGGCAAUACUUCUCCUUCUAGAAAAGUGUCCUUGGAAGACCUACCCAAUAAUCUGUUACUCUUGAAACAAAAAAAUCCAUCAAAGAUUUUGAAUGGAAAGUGGCAUUUGAUUUCUGAGAAAGGUAGCUAUGAAAUAGUACAAGAAAAUGAUGAAGACAAUACGACUGUUAAUAAACUGUUGAAUAAUCCACAGAAUGCCUCAAGGACUUGGGAAGAAAGCAUUCCUCUUACAAAUAAGCAUGAAAAGCAGAGUGAUCAUCCAAAAUUUUCUGGAAUUAAGCAUAAAUCUCUACAAGUAAGACGGGAUGGAGGAAAUGGUAGGUUGAAGAAAAGCUCUUUUUUCAUUAAGACACGAAAAAAGAAAAGGGAAGAGAAGUUUGCACAGCAUGUUCCUCUAUCUCCAAGGGGUUUUCAUCCUUUAAGUGGAAAGACUAACAUCACAUUUUCAGACAAGAGACUUGAUCAUUCAUUGUUACUCCAUAAAUCCAAUGAAACAUCCUUUCCCAUAGAUCUCAAUCAGACAUUCUCCUCCAUGAACCUUAGCCUGAUAGCCUUACUUCCUGACCAUAAUCAGAACUCCUCAAAUGACACUGGUCAGACAAGCUCCCCUCCAAAUCUUUAUUUAAACAUGCCCACCAAGGAACACUAUCAAACAUCACCUGUUCAAGAGUCUGAUCAAAUGUACUCCACCACAGACUUCAGUCACGGUUCUUCAGAGUUCAGUCGGAUGCUUGACUAUGACAUUGGUCAAGUGUUCCCUUCCUUGGAACUUGAAGCCUGGAAGAUAACCAUCUCACCAGACCUUAGUCAGUCAAACCCUUCCCCAGACCCUCAGCAGAUGCCUUUUCCACCAGACCUCAGCCAGGAGACAUUCUCUCCAGACCUCAACCAGACAACCUCUUUCCCAGAUCUCAGCCAGGAGACUCUCUCUCCAGACCUUGACCAGACAACCUCUUUCCCAGACCUCACACAGGAGACUCUCUCUCCAGACCUUUCCCAGACAACCACUUCCCCAGAACUCAGCCACGUGACUCUCUUUCAAGACCUCAGCCAGACAACCCCUCCCCCAGAUCUCAGCCAGGAGACUCUCUUUCUAGACGUUGGCCAGACAACUUCUUCCCCAGACCUCAGCCAAGAAACUCUCUCUCAAGAUCUCAGCCAAACAGCUGUAUUCCCACACCUCAGCCAGACCACUCCUCAUCCAGACCUAGGUCAAGCAAUCCUCUCUGCAGAUAUCAGUGAAACAACCCUUCCUCCUGAUGUCAGGCAAACUUCACCUCCUCCCAAAGUUGAUCAUACAUUCGACACUUCUGAAUCUAGUCAUUCAUUGCUUCUUCCAGAAUUUGGUCAGACUUUCCCUUAUUCAGACCUUGAUCAGAUUCCAUCUCCUUCACCCAAUGACACUAUAUCAAGGGAAUUGAAUCCACGGGUUGUAGUUGGCCUCAGUGGAGAUGAUGGAGAUUAUAUUGAGUUUAUUCCAAGGCAAAAGGAACAGAGUAGUGAAGAAGACUAUGUUGAAAUUGACUAUGUGGCCUAUGAUGACCCUUACCAAACUGAUACCAGGACAGACAUCAACUCCUCCAGGAAUCCUGACAACAUUGCAGCAUGGUAUCUCCGCAGCAACAAUGGAAACAGAAGAAAUUAUUACAUUGCAGCCGAAGAAAUAUUGUGGGAUUAUUCAAAAUUUGCACAAAGUGAAAUGUAUAAUGAAGAUGCUGGUGAUAUUCCAAAGAAUACCAUAUAUAGGAAAGUUGUUUUUCGGAAGUACCUUGAUAACUCUUUUACCAGACGUGAUCCUCAAGGGGAAUAUGAAGAGCACCUUGGCAUUCUUGGUCCUAUUAUUAGAGCUGAAGUGGAUGAUGUUAUCCAAGUUCGUUUUAAAAAUUUAGCAUCCAGACCAUAUUCUCUUCAUGCCCAUGGACUUUCCUAUGAAAAAUCAUCGGAGGGAAAGACAUAUGAUGAUGAUUCUCCUGAAUGGUUUAAAGAAGAUAAUACCAUCCAGCCAAACAGCAGCUAUACAUAUGUAUGGCAUGCCACUGAGAGAUCAGGACCAGAAAAUCCUGGCUCUGCCUGUCGGGCCUGGGCCUACUACUCAGCUGUGAACCCGGAAAAGGAUAUCCAUUCGGGUUUGAUAGGUCCCCUUUUGAUCUGCCGAAAAGGAACACUUCAAAAGGAGAACUACAUGCCUACAGACAUGAGAGAAUUUGUCUUACUUUUUAUGGUCUUUGAUGAAAAGAAGAGCUGGUACUUUGAAAAGAAGCCCCAGGGGUCUCGGAGACGUAUGUCCUUGGAAGAAAAAAACUCCCAUGAGUUUCAUGCCAUUAAUGGAAGGAUCUACAAUGUGCCUGGCCUGCGAAUGUAUGAGCAAGAGUGGGUGAGAUGGCACCUGCUGAACAUCGGCAGCUCCCAAGACAUUCACGUGGUUCACUUCCAUGGCCAGACGCUGCUGGAAAAUGGCACUCAACAGCACCAGCUAGGGGUCUGGCCCCUCCUGCCUGGUUCAUUUAAAACUCUUGAAAUGAAGGCAUCAAAACCAGGCUGGUGGCUCCUAGACACACAGGUUGGAGAAAACCAGAAAGAAGGGAUGCAAACACCAUUUCUCAUCAUAGACAAAGAAUGUAAGAUGCCAAUGGGGUUGAGCACGGGUACUGUAACUGAUUCACAGAUCAAGGCUUCUGAGUAUUUGAGUUAUUGGGAGCCCAAAUUAGCAAGAUUAAAUAAUGGAGGAUCAUAUAAUGCUUGGAUUGCAGAAAAAUCUUCAACAGAUUAUGUCUCUACACCUUGGAUCCAGGUGGACUUGCAAAGGGAAGUCUUACUCACAGGGAUUCAGACCCAAGGUGCCAAACACUAUCUGAAGUCCUACUAUACCACUGAGUUUACUGUGGCUUACAGCUCUGAUCAGUCAAAUUGGAGGAUCUUCAAAGGGAAUAGCACAAAGAAUGUGAUGUAUUUUGACGGUAAUUUUGAUGCCUCUACAGUAAAAGAGAAUACAUUUGAUCCCCCUUUUGUGGCUAGAUAUAUUAGGAUCUCUCCAACUAGAUCCUAUAACAGACCUACCCUUCGACUGGAGCUGCAAGGUUGUGAGGUUAACGGAUGUUCUACACCACUUGGUAUGGAAAGUGGAAAGAUAGAAAACACGCAAAUCACAGCUUCCUCAUUUAAAAAAUCUUGGUGGGGAGAUUACUGGGAACCUUUCCGUGCCCGUCUUAAUGCCCAGGGCCGUGUGAAUGCCUGGCAAGCCAAGGCAAAUAAUAUCAAACAGUGGUUACAAAUUGAUCUGCUCAAAAUCAAGAAGAUAACUGCAAUUGUAACCCAGGGUUGCAAGUCUCUGUCCUCUGAAAUGUAUGUGAAGAGCUAUACCAUCCAGUACAGUGACCAGGGAGUGGAAUGGAAACCUUAUAGGCAGAAAUCCUCCAUGGUGGACAAGAUUUUUGAAGGAAACAGUAAUACUAAAGGACAUGUGAAGAAUUUUUUCAACCCACCAAUUAUUUCCAGGUUUAUCCGCAUCAUUCCUAAGACAUGGAAUCAAAGUAUUACCCUUCGACUAGAACUCUUUGGCUGUGAUAUUUACUAGAAUUGAAUAUUCAAAAAGAUAGGAGGGGUCCUUAAAUAUAAAAACCAUUUAGAGUGGGCAAUGUAUUUUAUAGCUAUUUCAAAUGUUAAUGAUUUUCUACUAUUUCCUUUAUUUUCUAUAGGAGAAUGAAAUUUUAUAUAUGAAACUUUUAUAAUGCAACUCCUUGCUACCAUUAGGCGAGGCAGUACUAUUACUCCUACAUUAACUUGAAAAUACAUGGGAAAGGAUUAAGAACCAACAAGAAAAUGGCUCUUCUUCCACAAUGAUGAAGUAUAUUGUGUAAAGUAAGACUCAUGUAGUUAGCAUGCUUCAUUACCAUUCUUUUAAAUUUCAUUCACAUUAAUAAAAAGAUUACAUUGACCUGGCUAGCUUUCACUGCUACAUUUCUUUGAAAGAACUAUGAUUUUAAAGUAAAGAAAGGGGCCUCCCGGGUGGCGCAGCAAGUUGAGCGCUGUGCUUUGAAGCUGUCCACAACCUCUGUAGCGUGGGUUCGAUUCCCGGCCAGCCGGGGUGAAACCCACAUGGUGUGGCAGACCUCUUCUGCCUCACCCACUGCUCCCCUCAGAAGUGUCUUUGGUCCAUCUGCCUGUUCUGCUCCCCGCUCUCUCUGGUGAAUUCUCUCACCCUCCCAUGCCUCUGACCUGUACCCCAGUUCUUGUGUAAAUACUCUUAAAAAAAAUAAAGAAA
This is a messenger RNA of Talpa occidentalis (Iberian mole), 7091 nucleotides long. RefSeq names its product coagulation factor V (gene F5). Gene Ontology annotation, molecular function: oxidoreductase activity; copper ion binding. The coding region runs from base 162 to 6404 and encodes 2080 amino acids. The transcript is spliced from 25 exons. The record is from RefSeq and is a predicted model, not a curated record. NCBI's taxonomy places the organism in Eukaryota, Metazoa, Chordata, Mammalia, Eulipotyphla, Talpidae.